CUUCUCUAAGCGGCAAGCAGGAAGGCGCUCCACCUCACCGACUAUGGCGUCCCAGCAGUGGACUCAAUUUUUUUCUGAGGGUGGCAGCAGCAGCGACGGCUGAGAGGUAAACGCGCCGCCUCCUCCUUCCUCUUUUUUAAGCACAAGGAAGGACGUUCGCAUGUCGCAGAAAACUGGCGGACAUUGCGCACUCUUGACGGAACCCAGAGCCUGGCACGCAAGGAAAGCACAGUUAGGAGGCUUCUUACGUACCUGCCAGGAGUAACGAGACAUUAACGGGCUGUUUUGCUUGUUUGGACGCGACUGUUUUGCGGUGCCGAUGUUCGUCGACUGGGCACACAAGGACCAUGGAUAAGCAACAUCAGCCCGCCUGAAGUAACCCCACAACCCACCCGUCUCACUCGUUUGGCUGGACGAUUUUUAUUUUUUGAUCAAUCCAACCCAGGAGAUAAUCUUCACGUCCCCUCCUCCUCCUGCUGCUGAGGUUCCACCAUCAAGACGGCGUCAUCCCAGGGAGCCAGCACUGUGGCGGCGAAAAUGACCACGGCACGGUACCGUCCCACAUGGGAACUGGCCAUGGACCCCCUGGUCUCAUGUAAACUGUGCCUUGGAGAGUUCCCCCUGGAGCAGAUGACCACCAUCACACAGUGCCAAUGUGUCUUCUGUACACUGUGCCUGAAGCAGUAUGUGGAACUCUUGAUUAAAGAAGGCCUUGAAACUGCAAUUAGCUGUCCAGACUCUGCCUGCCCAAAAAGAGGGCUCUUGCAGGAAAAUGAGAUUGAGUGCAUGGUGGACACAGAGAUGAUGCAGAGAUACAAGAAGCUUCAGUUCGAAAGAGAGGUGCUGUUGGACCCUUGCCGGACGUGGUGUCCUUCCUCGACAUGCCAGGCUGUGUGCCAACUGAAGGAGGCCGAUUCUCCGCUGCUGCCCCAGCUGGUCCAGUGUGCCGUUUGCGCACUUGAAUUCUGUUCAACCUGCAAGACCAACUGGCACCCUGGUCAGGCCUGCUCUGAGAACAACCUUCCCAUUACCUCUUUCCUGCCAGGAGAGAACAGCUCUUUCUAUAAGAAUGACGAGGACGACGCACCGAUCAAGCGCUGUCCUAAAUGCAAAGUGUACAUCGAGAGAGACGAGGGUUGCGCACAGAUGAUGUGCAAGAACUGCAAGCACGCCUUCUGCUGGUACUGCCUGGAAUCCCUCGAUGACGACUUCCUCCUGAUCCACUAUGACAAAGGGCCUUGUCGAAACAAACUGGGCCACUCCAGGGCAUCUGUUAUUUGGCACAGAACACAGGUGGUGGGGAUCUUUGCUGGGUUUGGCCUACUCCUGCUGGUCGCCUCCCCCUUCCUCCUCCUGGCCACUCCCAUCAUCCUGUGCUGCAAGUGCAAGUGCAGUAAAGGCGACGACGACCCUUUGCCCACCUAAAUACCGCCGCCAAGAGCAGAUGAUGUGGAAAGCCGGCCAAAGGAUAGGCCCAUCUUCAUGUUGCCUCCCUUUCAUCUUAUUUUCACGCUGUUUUUGUUAUCCUCCUCCCACCAGCUUUGAGUGCUCCAUAUUUUUGGGCUGAGCCUGCACGAAGCCCAGGCUGCUUUGGAUCCAUCGCCCUGCAUGGUAGAUAAGCGAGCCCUGAAGAGACGGGUGCAGGGUCAAAGGUCCCCACGGGUCAGACUUGUCGUAAGUUGGUAGUUUGGGGGACCAAAUUGGCACCGCUUGAAGUCAUUGCUGUUGGUGGAACAUCACAAACGUUAUGAGAUACUGUCUGUCUUGUAUAGAUAAAGAACUGCUCUUGUCUUAUUGUACUGACCUGAAGCCGCCCUCCGCUUCCCACCACCACACCUGCUCUGUAGCUCCACAGGUUCAGUCCAGUAGCAUUAGAGGCGCACCACGCAUGUUCGGCGCUCACUCGAUUUGCACACAUCAAUAUGAUUUAUUUGUCAUGUUGGUGGCUGAGGUAGCGAGUACUACGCUCAGCUCAGUACAAUGCGUCCCCUUCAAUGAUGUCAUUGUUUUAUAACCUCGCGCUUUUAAUAGAAAUGAGUCGUGUCUGCUGUACGUACUGUCUUGUACUUUUAAGAAUUUCCAAACCUUUAAUGAAUGUGUGUUUUUCAAGGAGAUCGCCACUUCAAUGUGCACAUUUGUCAUUGUAGAGUUGCACUCCCCUUUAUCAAAUUCAGUGUCAACUCAAACUCCAAUCAGAGAGAGAUUUUUUGUUUUUGAUUCUAAAUCCAUGUUUCUCUCAGAGAUGUCGCUCCUUUAAUACACCGGGCCCCCAAGUGGUGGUUUAGCCAAAACAGAAACGGUAGCCUUAAGAUUGAGAAUAGCCAAAAGCAGCCAUUUCCCUCUGUGUGGUAAAUCCAAAUAUAUAAUCCCAGCGAAAAUGUGUACAAAGAUCUUUCAAAGUGUCAACCUUUGUGUUCUGCCGAUUAUAUGAUGUCAUUCAUAUGUAACUCUGUUAAUAGCCAUACUUGUGUGUGUGGAGGGGGGAGAAUCAAGAAUCAAUGUUCUGUAUUAACAAGGGCCUUCAGUUCAAGUCUUCAAGAGGAGGAGCGCUGAUUCCCAUCCGUUUAAACAUCACAGCACGCAAUCAGAUCUUCCACUCAUGGAGAUGUAAUAGCCCAAAUUGCAAACUUGCGCGUUAGUGGUCCGAGUGUUAAUGUUUUGUCUUGUUGGUAGUUAAACCUCCAGCAACAAGCAUCUACUCCCUAAACAGGAGCAACAGAAGAGCCUAUACAGUUAAUAUUAGCAAAUGUUCCAUUUUAGGGAACCUCGCUAUGAAGCUGCUCUGAUGUAUGACUUUAUCUAUGCAAGUUUGUACAUCCCCUUCAUUUAAAUCUGCGUCGAUUGGUCUCUGACAACGACAAAUACAGUACACCACUCCACAUGCAUUUGGCAUAUCAUUGCCUUUAUAUACAGGGAAUGGAUUUGAAUCACUGUAUUUCUCCCCAACUUUCAAGGGGAAAAAAAAAAAAAAGUAAAAGCUUGUGG
Phycodurus eques (leafy seadragon) is the source of this 2985-nucleotide messenger RNA. RefSeq names its product ring finger protein 144aa (gene rnf144aa). NCBI's taxonomy places the organism in Eukaryota, Metazoa, Chordata, Actinopteri, Syngnathiformes, Syngnathidae. Gene Ontology annotation, biological process: positive regulation of proteasomal ubiquitin-dependent protein catabolic process; ubiquitin-dependent protein catabolic process; protein polyubiquitination. The transcript has 8 exons. Gene Ontology annotation, cellular component: cytoplasm; ubiquitin ligase complex; Golgi apparatus. The coding region runs from base 538 to 1425 and encodes 295 amino acids. The record is from RefSeq and is a predicted model, not a curated record. Gene Ontology annotation, molecular function: zinc ion binding; ubiquitin conjugating enzyme binding; ubiquitin protein ligase activity.